Salvelinus sp. IW2-2015 is the source of this 3066-nucleotide messenger RNA. RefSeq names its product palmitoyltransferase ZDHHC16A. The record is from RefSeq and is a predicted model, not a curated record. NCBI's taxonomy places the organism in Eukaryota, Metazoa, Chordata, Actinopteri, Salmoniformes, Salmonidae. Gene Ontology annotation, biological process: protein palmitoylation. Gene Ontology annotation, cellular component: Golgi apparatus. Gene Ontology annotation, molecular function: palmitoyltransferase activity.
UUUUUACCUUGUCAGCUCCGGGUUUCGACGAAGCAACUUUUCAGGACGGAUAGCCAGGAAGGCUCAUCAGGAGGACUGACAACCGAAUUUAUUCGUCUCGACUGUCGCUGUGCGACAUAAGUCAUCAAUCAGGGCACCGUGUCAAUAUCAAUUAUUUAUAUGCACACCUUUGGUCCGUAUAGCCUCUCCCGGAAGUAAAAUUGCUAUUUUUCAGCACUGAGUCUGUACSGUAGAGGAGAAGCGUUUGGGCUAAACUCGCGACAGAGAACAUUGUCUCCGUUCAAUUGUUAGCUUCCGGAUGAAUUAAACCUUUUUCACCUUGGUAUCAUGGCCAGAGAACACAUUUCUCARGGGUGACAUGCAAUCUUAAGAAAGAGAAAAAUGCGGCUGUGCUCCACCUUCCUGCUGCAGCGCUGGCUGUGGUUGUGUGUGUGCGCCAGACAGUGGCACUGCAGCAAUGGCAACAACCGCAGACUACCGCUGUGUGUGAGGCAGAUAUGGGCCUACCUCAGACUGAUGGUCGACUCCCUCUAUUACAACACCCUCACCAACUCUGAAGUCGUCAUGGAAUCUCUGAUGGAACCCAUCCUCUGGAUGGUGGACCUAUUCACCCGCAGGUUCGGGGCGGUGUUUGUAUGUCUGUUAGUGAUACUGACCACUUCUAUCCUGCUGGUAGUCUAUGUGGUUAUGCUGCCCGUGAUCUUCGACACGUACUCUCCAUCCUGGAUAGCCUGGCACAUGACUUACGGACACUGGAACCUCGUCAUGAUUGUCUUCCACUAUUAUAAAGCUACCAAUACUGCCCCAGGAUACCCCCCUAAGAUGAAAAAUUCCCUUCCAUUUGUGUCCAUGUGUAAGAAGUGUAUCAUCCCCAAACCAGCCAGAACUCACCACUGUGUCAUCUGCAACACGUGCAUUUUGAAAAUGGACCAUCAUUGUCCGUGGCUGAAUAACUGUGUCGGCCAUUUUAACCAGCGUUACUUCUUCUGCUUCUGUGUCUCCUUGACCCUGGGCUGUAUCUACUGCAGCAUCAGUGGCCGGAACCUCUUCCUAGAUGCUUAUAGGGCUCAUAGUGCUAUAGAGAGCACCAACCAGACUCCCCCCUUAACGUUCAGAGACGAGAUGUUCCACAAGAGUAUCAUUUACAUGUGGGUGUUAACCAGCGUGGUGGCUGUAGUUCUUGGGGGGCUGACUAUCUGGCACGCAGUGCUGAUAUCCCGAGGAGAGACCAGCAUAGAGAGACACCUCAACAGCAAGGAGACCAAACGGAUGCGGAGACGUGGCAAGGUGUACAAGAACUCCUUUAACUAUGGCGGACUGAACAACUGGAAAGUCUUCUUAGGUGUGGAGAAGAAAAGUCAUUGGCUGACGCGAGUCAUCAUGCCCUCUGGACAUGUCCCCAUUGGGAACGGCCUCACCUGGGACAUCUAUCCAUUCAGAAAAGACAUGAUGCCCGUCUGAGCCAAAUACAAAAUGAGGAAACACCUGAUGGCUGUCUGACCCCUGACCCCACAGACUCUGUCCACACAGAACUACAUCUCCCAGGGGUCCCUGCUCCCUACAUAUACCGAUGUCACAUGACCAGGUUUUGUAGACGAGCAGGAGAGUGAAUACUGGGAGGACAGCAGGGAAGAGAUGGGGAAUGUUUGCUGCUCCUAAGUGAAACAACCCUACAAAAUGUUUCAACCCUGGUCCUGGCACAGUGGUCUGGGCUUGUGUAAUAAAGGCCAACCACACUCCAGAACUUGUAAUGAUGUGGGGAUGAACUGUUUCAUAAUGUUUUCAGACUGUGCUACAGAGUACCACAGUAUGAGUCGUCAUAUUACCCAUAAGACCUAGAGGUCAAACAGGGGAAUUAUUCCAAUUAUUUUUUCCACCAUUCACUUUUCCCAUAGGGUUUUUUAAAAACACUUAAAUUAUGGGCUGUGUUUUGUGUAAAUCUUUCUAGGACAAGGUGACUUAUCAAUGUAUUUACCCCCCCCCAAAAAAAUUAAACGCCACUGUGACUAUCAUAAAGAACUACAAAUGCCAUGAUGAUCAGGAUGAGACUUCCGAAUCAAGGAAAAGGUAAGAAUCUCGGGAUUAACUAUCUAAUGUCAGCUAAAUGUAAUGAAUACAUUGGCACCAUUUCUUUAGAUGGACAAUUCUGUCAACUGUCUGCAAGUUUUCAAUUGACAGAAUACCUGUUAGCAAAGGUGUUAGCUAGAGAUGACUUGCAGGGAUUUGUAGUCUUUCAUGAUGUCUACUUUGACGCUAAUUACUAUUUUGAUUUAAGUCACCUUGUCAGAGAGUUACAUGGUUAUCAAAAUGUCACGCCAGGGUAACUACACAAAACACAGCCGUUAUUUUAGGUGUUUCUUAAAUCUCCUAUGGGGAAAAAUGAAUGGUGGAAAAACGCUAGGUUUUAUGGGUAUUAUGACACGUCCACAAUAGGACUCUGGUGUACAUUAGGCAUGUCAAACUCAUUCCAUGGAGGGCCAAGUGUCUGCAGGCUUUUGUGUUUUUCCUUUCAAUUAAGCCCUAGACAACCAGGUGUGGGGAGUUCCUUACUAAUUAGUGACCUUAACUCAUCAAGUACAAAGGAGGUACUUGAUGAGCGAUGUCUGUUUGCGAUGUUACAUUUCCUUAAAACAAUAACAAAUGUGGAUCUCGGCUUGAAUCUAUUUUUAACAUUGUCAUAAAGAGCACAUUCAAAAUCAUAAAACARGUUAUCCCAUCUUGACAUUGAGAAAAAUCACUGAAAAGGGGUUGACGGUAAUGGUUAACGAUGUCAUAAAUCAGCCAUAACUCCCCUUGCUACCGGGAGAAUGGAAUCAAGGGAGGGGCAUUUGAAUGCAAGCUUAACAAAACAUUUGAACUUGUUUAAACAUCUACCAAUGAGAAACGGGGUUAACGUGUUAUGCUCGAUGCACUCGGUCUUCUACCCCCAAAAGCACCGUAUGUCUGUACAGUAGGACAGUUACAUGCAAUGUUACAUUUGUUGACCCUGGAGUUAUGUUAUGUUACCACCCCCAUGUUCUGUAUUGUUCAGUUGACGAUAUGAUAUAAAAAAGUAGUAGACUCUGA